AUGAUCCACCUCGAUAGCCUCUCCGGCGUGUUGCAUUUCGCGUGCCAGUACCUGCACAUUAUCCUCCCGCUCACACCCUUUGUCUCCUCAGACUGUUCUGCGCAUCGAACGCCACGGGCUCACAACCGUCCCGCCUCCUCGCUCGUGGAAAGUAUAUCGUCGUCGGCGAUGUCGUCCAGCGACCGGCUCUCCGAAGCCGAAGAAACUCCAAGCGUAUCCGCCCAGUCUGGCCAAGACGUCAAGCUUGAAGCUGCUUGGGAUCGACACGAGAGCUGCAUCGAGUGCAUGCACCCUUGGGCUGCGCAGGCGGAUGUCGACCGAUUCGAACGGAGGGUCUACGAUGCAACCUGGCUCCUAAUGCACCGGGGACGUGAUCUCGGCUCGCUCUCCACCAUCGCCGACCUCUACAACCUCCAGGACCGUGGCAUCUACCUGCACGCUCAGAUCGUCGACGUGUCGUGGCCGCCGGAAUUGCCGAUCAAACUGCGUAACCCUGUCUUGGGUCUGUUCUUGCGAGCUCUUCUCGCGUGA
Molecule: messenger RNA, 531 nt
Organism: Punctularia strigosozonata HHB-11173 SS5
Lineage: Eukaryota; Fungi; Basidiomycota; Agaricomycetes; Corticiales; Punctulariaceae
Exons: 2
Coding region: 1-531 (176 amino acids)
Source: RefSeq, a predicted model, not a curated record